CGGUCGGGAGGAAAGUACAUCCGUGUUGGCGGCUGUGUGUCGACCGCAUGUCCACGUGCGCUUACGUCGUGCUGAACUCUUGAAGGUUCUGAGCUGGUUCUGGAAUCGACUAGUGUUUUGUAGUUAUUGACGUGCCAUAUUGUGACUUGAAUUAUGUGAUACACAUGGAAUUAAUGGGAAAUUGAUCGUUUUUCCAUUCAAAAGUUUUACUUGAAUUGAUUUUUAGUACUAGUGUGUCGCAGGUGAAUAUCGAUCUUUCACGGUUUUCCCGAAUUUGCAACAGCAUGCCAUUUUGAACUGCAAAUAAAUACAAUUCACCUAUUGGAUGUCUCGUUCCCCCGGAACUUAGAAAAAAUAUAUAUUACUGAAACAGCAUUUUCCUCAGUGUGAACGUUAAUUGAAUUGGCUUAUACACAACAGACGUGAUUUUGACUGCCUGUGGAAAAAUGUUGCGACAGACAGCUCAAGUUAAAUAACGACAACUAAAAGUAGGCCUAUACAUUCUAUUCCACCCGAGGUUUGAAAAGAAAGAGAAAGAAAGAAAGAAAGAAAAAAACGUAGACCAAAGCUGCAGGUAAGGCAGGAUCCUUGUGGUCAGGACGAGGUUAGAAGAGACACCGUCCUUCAAGUGAGCGGCGUCCUGCAGCGGCGGCCGUCAGGAUAUCAGGACACCGGCUGCACCGCCUCCAGAUUCGGCACCGAGACGUGACGCCGCAUCGCUUGGAAUACAUUCCCACGGAGAUUUCAACUGUCGAAGAAGUAGUGAUCCACAAGGCCACGUCAGUCUACACAUACCAGAUGACGACACGAUGUGGCCCAGGCGCUACCCGCUUCCUCCGUCGACGUGAGGGGUCAGCCUCCUGAACCCCUUCCUCGCCAUCGUCUAUCCUCCAGGAACCCGUCCCUUCCUCUGUCUCCUCUAUGACUCUCAACUUCCUCUUCAUUUCCCUCUGAAAACCAAUCCUCUUCAUACCCCCUUCCACCUCGCUCUGACCCUUCGCCGCCCCUUCUUCAGCGCCGCUUCCUGAAGGUAUAAUUCGAGGAUCGGCCGGACCUCAGAGCGCCUCGACGCACCUCGGAGAUGGAGGAGUUCAGCGACCUGACCACCGAGUAUUUCACCGACGUCUCCUUCAGCGAGGAUGUCUUCAGCCAGUCCUCCACAACACCCUCGGCGGUUGAAGUCGGCAAUGCGGACGGGGAUGACGUGACGACCCCGGUCAACAGCAGCAGUAUGGGUGGGUCGUACCUCCGGACGGCGCCCUGGGUCGUGCCGCUCCUCGCCGUCGCCGCCACCAACGCCGCCGCCAUCGUCGCCUUCGAGGUAUACGUCUUAGUACGAGCGUUACACGGGACGCCCUCUCGCCGCCACCUGUUCCUCGGCCAGUGCCUGCUGCUGGGGCUUCUCAUGUGCUCCCUCUCCGGCCUGCCCAUCGCCCUCUCGCCCACCCCGCUCUCCUGCGGCGCCACCAGACUCUUGGUCGGUGUGUCCAGCGCGUUGGUGUUCGCGGCUCUCCUCGUCAAGUGUGUGUUCCUCAUCUCUCUAAACUCCGGAGUCUAUCUGCCAGCCCAUUACCAGGGCCUCUUGCUCUUCUUUAUCGUCCUCGUACAGGUAAGCGUAAACAUCCAGUGGCAGUGUUCGUAUCCCGCUGCUGUUACGGUAAUGAGGGACGAGGUGUCGGGGCAGCUGCAUCUCUCCUGCGUCGCUUCCUACAGGCAGUUCCUCCUGUCUCUCAUCUACGUUAUCAUCCUCAUCAUAGCCGUCGCUGCGUUAGCUAUUAAGUGCCGCGGCAUCCGCGAGAACUACCGCGAGGCGUCGUACAUCGGCGCGGCGCUGGGGCUCGUGCUGCCGCUGUGGCUUUCGUGGACGCUGGCGGGGCUGAUCCUGCCGGCCAGCGUCCAGCCCGCCUGCCUCGGCUUCGGAAUGGUCGCCACCGCCACCAUCGUCUUCGUGGUCAUGUUCAUUCCUAAGGGUCGUCAACUGGCGGCCGUGGGCAAAGAGGGCCUCUACAAGGAGGACCGCGACGACCGGAUGUCCACGCUGUCCGGCGGCGCAAGAUACUCGCCCUCUUUCUUCCUCUUCAAACCCAUUAAGCCUCCCAAGGAGAUCCUGCGUCCGGCCAACUCCAUAUACAAGACUCAUUUCUCAGAUAUGUUCGGUUACGGAGCACUCCCUCCACCCACCCAGCUCCCGCCCCCCGCACCUCACUACUGGCCGCCACUGCACUAUUACCACCAUUACUACCCAGGCGUGAGUCGAGGCGACGAGGGGGUGUACACCAGCAUAGAGCGACCUGCGCCUGAUUUCGCAGUCUCCUCCAACCCGAACUUCUACUUAUUUCGUUCCCACAGUCAUGCUGGCAUGAUGUACUAGCUACAGCUUAUGAAACACUGCAAGCUGAUGCAGGGUAGACUAUGAUCCCGAGGAGACCGACGGUAGUGGCAUCAGAAUAUCACUACGACAGAUGGCUUGUUGUGUGGCCGAAUAUUAUCACCGCCACCUUGUUUACAAAAUAAAUGGUGAAGUGCUAUAAACAUCCAGUAAAAUGGCCAUAUACUGUGGUAUUACAAGAUGUCGAUGAUGUGUGAAGCAGCAACAUACAUAGUGAAAAUAAUCUGCCACUACAAGGUUAUGGAACAUGAACCAUUCUUAACAGAUGCUUGUGAUGUAAACAUAACGAUGUAUUGAUAACCCAUCACCGUUUAAGUAGUAAGGUAUCCGAUUGAAUUAAUGGAUAUUUGUACAAGAAUUGUGAUAGUGAAACAACUUUAAACAUGAUAUUUGCAUAUUCUGACUUUUUAUCCGUAUGCGAAAGAGGUUGCCUGUGACCUCACUACACCUACUGCCCCAAGAGCUGAUAUUUUAGGCUGUCAAUUUUUCGGUAUUCAUUAUCUUCUGAGGACCAUCGUGGCCUGUGGGAGUAUGUUGUUGAAUAUUGAAUACCUGGACACAUCACUCUAAAAUAUAUUGCCAAGGUGAAUUUAUAGUCAUUGUGAGUUGUAUACAAAUUGCAGUUCGUUCUUGAGAGGAUAUGAUCGUGGUACUGAUCAAAACGAAAAGUUUCGACCGAAGACAAACAUCAGUAUUAGAUAUGUUUUUGUGUAACUCAUUCCUGUGGAUUUAGUCUUUACAUGCAAUUGCCGUGACGGCGUAAUGCUGAGUGAUAUUUUGAUUAUGCCAUGUUAUUCAUCUGUAUGUUUAUCUUUAUGUGAUUAAACUUUUUGUGACUACUUUGUCCAUAAUAUUGCACACACACACACAAACAAACAAACAUACACACAAAGUUACACUUACACAGUUUACACUUACACAAAUACAUGCACAAAUGCAAACACACACACACACACACACACACACACACAC
Penaeus chinensis is the source of this 3361-nucleotide messenger RNA. Its product is annotated as metabotropic glutamate receptor 1-like. Gene Ontology annotation, molecular function: group II metabotropic glutamate receptor activity. The transcript has 13 exons. Gene Ontology annotation, cellular component: membrane. Gene Ontology annotation, biological process: G protein-coupled glutamate receptor signaling pathway; regulation of synaptic transmission, glutamatergic. Bases 1082 to 2371 code for a protein of 429 amino acids. NCBI's taxonomy places the organism in Eukaryota, Metazoa, Arthropoda, Malacostraca, Decapoda, Penaeidae. The record is from RefSeq and is a predicted model, not a curated record.